Messenger RNA from Nipponia nippon (crested ibis), 3078 nucleotides. Lineage: Eukaryota; Metazoa; Chordata; Aves; Pelecaniformes; Threskiornithidae. The record is from RefSeq and is a predicted model, not a curated record.
AUGAGCAACCCAGAGCAAAACACGCUCUUCGAGGCCAUCAGGUCGGCCAAGAUCGCCGUCGAGACAGUGGUGGAUGACUGGCUGGAGACCUACAAGCAGGACCGGGAGACGGGGUUCCUGGAGCUCGUCAACUUCAUCAUCCGCUCCUGCGGCUGCAGAGGCGUGGUGACCCCGGAGAUGUUCAGGCACUUGCAGAACUCAGAGAUCAUCCAGCAGCUGACGGAGAAGUUCGACGAGGAUUCGGCCGAGUACCCGCUCUCGCUGGGCACCCAGCCCUGGCGCCGUUUCCGGGCUGGCUUCUGUGAGCUGGUGGCAGCGGUGGUGCGGCGGUGCCAGUACAGCGUUGUUUAUGACGAGUUCCUGAUGGACGCCCUCAUCUCCCUGCUCACUGGCCUCUCUGACUCCCAGGUGCGGGCUUUCCGCCACACCAGCACUCUGGCAGCCAUGAAGCUGAUGACAGCGCUGGUGAACGUGGCGCUGGGCGUGAGCCUGCACCAGGAGAACAACCAGCGGCAGUACGAGGCCGAGCGGAGCAAGGGGCCCAGCCGCCGGGCCACCGACAAGCUGGAGGCACUGCUGGAGAAGCGCCGGGAGCUCCAGGAGCAGCAGGAGGAGAUCGAGAACAUGAUGAACGCCAUCUUCAAGGGCGUCUUCGUGCACCGCUACAGAGACGUGGUGCCCGAGAUCCGGGCCAUCUGCAUGGAGGAGCUGGGGAUGUGGAUGAGGAGCUAUGCGGCCUCCUUCCUCACUGAUGGCUACCUCAAGUACAUCGGCUGGACCCUACAUGACAAGUGUGUGAAGGCGCUGCAGGGGCUGUACUGCUGCCGGGACACGGCCGCCCACAUGGAGCUCUUCACCAGCCGCUUCAAGACCCGCAUGGUGUCCAUGGUGCUUGACAAGGAGCCCGACGUGGCCGUGGAGGUGGUGAAGCUGCUGACGCUGAUGCUGGAGAACAUGGAGGAGGCGCUGACAGAGGAGGACUGCCAGAGCGUCUACCCUGUGGUCUACGUCUCCAGCCGGGUGCUGGCCUCCGCCGCCGGGCUUUUCCUCUACCGCAGGCUGCUGGACCCCCAGCGAGAGGUGGGCAGGGAGCCUUCUCAUGAUGGGGACAACAGGACCUUCUUCCGGCUGCUUCUGGCCUUCUUCAUUGAGAGCGAGCUCCACGAGCACGCAGCCUACUUGGUGGACAGCCUGUGGGAUUGUGCUGGGCCCCGGCUGAGGGACUGGGAGACCAUCAGCGCUUUGCUGCUGGAGGAGUCGCCCACCGAGGGCCUGGCAGACCGGCAGGGGGAGGCACUGGUGGAGAUCCUGGUGGCCAGUGUGGUCCAGGCGGCCGAGGGGCAGCCCCCGGUGGGCCGCGGCCCAGCCAAGAAGUUCUCAGCUGAUGCUGAGAAGGUGGCUCCGCUCCUGGAGGUGCUGCGCUGCUUCGACCUCAGCAUUUACUGCACCGGGCGGCUGGAGAAGCACUUGGAGCUGGUGCUGGGGCAGCUGCAGGAGGUGGUGGAGAAGCAUGUGGGGCAGGCAGUGCUGGAGGCUGCGUCCCACGCACUCCAUGCACUCUGCAACCCUGAGCUCGCCCUGCACGGCCGUGGGGACCUGGUGCGCAGCCGCCUUGCUGACCAGCUGGCCGACAAGUUCCACCAGGAGGUCACCGAGCUGCUCCAGGCCUCGUCCCUGGACGAGGAGGAGGUGUACAGCAUGGCGGCCACACUGAAGAGGAUCUCUGUCCUGUUCAACGCCCAUGACCUGACACCCUGGCAGCUCUUCAAGCCCUGCGCCCAGCUCCUGCAGCGCGCUGUGGACACAGGAGAGGUGCCCCCGCAGGUCCUUGUCCCUGCCAUCACCUGCCUCCAUUUUCACAUCCUCUGGGAGCUCUCUCACCUGCCCAGCACCAGUGUCCCUCAGGAGCAGCUGCAGAGCCUGAAGACCAGAGUCACCUCCUUCUGCUCGCUGUGCCAAAGCUGCCUGUCUGACGUGGAUGCCGGCGUCCGGGAGCAGGCCUUUGUGGUGCUCAGUGACCUGCUGCUGGUGUUCGGGCCCCAGCUGCCACGGGAUGGGCGGGAGGCACUGGCCCCACUGGUGCUGCUGCCCGACGCAGGGCUGCAGUCCCAGCUGGCUGCCUUCCUCAUGGACCAUGUCUUCCACCACGCCUGCAGUCACGAGGAGCUCUCGGCCACAGAGGACAGCGAGAGCCACAUCGAGGAGCUGCACCAACGCCGGGUGCUCCUGGCCGGCUUCUGCAAACUCAUCAUCUACGAUGUGCUGGAGCUCAGUGCCGCCUCCGACGUCUUCAAGCACUACGCCAAGUUUUACAGCGACUACGGGGACAUCAUCAAAGAGAUGCUGAACUGCACCCGGCAGAUCGACCGGCAGGAGUGGGCUCGCACCCUGCUGCUUAGCUUGCAGCAGCUGAUGACGGAGCUGCUGCUGCAGCAGGGCCCCGAGAUCCGGGCGGCUGAGGCUUUCCUGGAGAUCCGGGACCUGGCGCGGCGUUUCUCCCUCCUCUUCAGCCUCCAUCAGCUCCGCAACCGCCCGGCACUGCUCAGCAUGCACAAGGAGGGGAUCCAGUUUGCCUUCCAGGAGCCUCCGGGCCCUGGGCCGGGGCUGCCACCCCUCAACCUGCCCUUCCUGGAGGUGCUGAGUGAGUUCUCACCCCGGCUGCUGCGCCCCGACAAGGCCCUGCUCCUGGCCUACCUGGAGAAGAUGUGCCAGGAGCGGCAGUGGCUGGCGCCGCGGGACACGCCAUGGCCAUCCCUUGUCACCUACCGCAACUCCCUGCAGACGCAGGAGGAGGGGGGCUCAGUGAGCAGCCGCAGCUCAGCCCCCCGCCUGCGCCCCCUGCCCGGUUCCACUGCCAAGAGACCCCGCCUGGACGCACAGGACCCCGGCUCCGACCCCAGCCUCCUGCAGAGGCUCAGCCUGAUGGUGGAGGAGAAGGAGGAGGAGAAAGACGAGGUGACAAUUGAAGAGGAGAGCAAUGAGGAGAACACCCCAGAGCAGGACAGGACUCUGCUGGCCUCCCAGGACCGGCUCCGGGACCUUUUCGACUCCACCAUCCUGGGCAUCGAGGAUGCCUGA